GUGGUGCACAGUUAAAACGUGGCUUUAAAGGAUAUCAGAUCAUAUUUUUUAUGAACCAAUACACAUACUGCUUAUAGAGCUGUAAAAUAAUAACAAAUAACAAUAAUAUCAUACACAUAAAGGGAAUUCGCGACAGUGUUGUGCCAUAAAAGUUGCUGAUGAAAUUAUUUAUGAGAAAUGAACGGAAUUUCGAGAAACGAGUAAAGCUGCAUCUGAGGCAUGGCGCGAUGAUGCCGAUGAUGAUGAUGUUAAUGAUUAUGAUGUUGAUGCUGCUGCGGAUUGCAGACGCAUCCGUUGCGGCCACGAAUGCAACAUGCAAACAUGCCACGAACAUGUGGGGCGAUCCGAAUCCCAACAUAUUCUACGUAUGCUCUGUGGCGGACCAAAUGCCGCUGCAGCUGCAUUGCCCACAGGGGCGUGGUUAUUUCAAUGGCCACGGCCAUCUGGGCUGCCUGCCCUAUGACCAGUGGCCAGCCUGCCGGCCCACAAUGGAGCUAGUGGCCGCCCAGCUGGCGGCCGGCUGCAACAGCAGCGAGUCGAACGCAAAGGACCAGCCAUGGGCCACGCUGGAUCCCAAUCAAUUCUAUAUGUGUCCGGGUGUUAAUUCCGCGCCCUUGCUGCUCAGCUGUGCACCCGGCAAAGGAUUCGUGCAAACGGUGGGCUGUGCGGACUGGUCACUAUGGCGCCGACAGAUGCAAUGCGAGGCCUACUACUGAACUGAAAUCCCUCAUGCCCAAAAAGUGCCCCAUGGGUUGCACAUGAAAUAUGAAAUGUAGUCCAUAUGCAUAAUAAUAACCUGGCUGAAAAAUUGUUAUAAUAGCAACAGCGAAAA
Molecule: messenger RNA, 832 nt
Organism: Drosophila virilis
Lineage: Eukaryota; Metazoa; Arthropoda; Insecta; Diptera; Drosophilidae
Source: RefSeq, a predicted model, not a curated record